Molecule: messenger RNA, 1003 nt
Organism: Mesocricetus auratus (golden hamster)
Lineage: Eukaryota; Metazoa; Chordata; Mammalia; Rodentia; Cricetidae
Gene: Lhb
Product: luteinizing hormone beta polypeptide
Exons: 2
Coding region: 506-925 (139 amino acids)
Biological process (GO): G protein-coupled receptor signaling pathway
Cellular component (GO): cytoplasm; extracellular region
Molecular function (GO): hormone activity
Source: RefSeq, a predicted model, not a curated record
CGUGAGGAUACUCCCAUGAUGGGGUGAAGGACCUAAGGAUCCUUCCUGCUCUUCAAGGUUGGCUAUGCUCAGACACCUGGGCUGAAUGUGGGGCCAAUUACUGUGACACUAGAGCUGGUCCCUUGCUUCCCUGACCUUGUCUGUCUCUCGCCCCCAAAGAGAUUAGUGUCUAGGUUACCCAAGCCUACAGCCGCUGCUUGGUGGCCUUGCCACCCCCACAAUCCGCAGGUAUAAAAUCAGGUGGCCAAGGUAGGAAGGCAACAAGAAUGGGGAGGCUCCAGGUAAGAGCGUAGGGCCCAGGGCAUCUCCCAAUCCCACCAGACUCCAGCUGGUACAGAAAGAAGGGCAGCCCUGUAACCUGUGGGGGUGGUGGUGUCCUGGCUGGUGGACUCAAGCAGCACAGAAAGGAAUUUGCGGGCAGGUGACGGGCCCCUAAGGCCAGGAUUUAUACUAUAUCCUGGUCCGGAGUCUGGGAGGGAAAGCCCAGUUAGACUGAGGCACAACUAUGUCCCAGGGGCUGCUGCUAUGGCUGCUACUGGGCCACGGUGUGGUGUGGGCCUCCAGGGGCCCGCUGCGGCCACUGUGCCGGCCUGUCAACGCAACCCUGGCUGCAGAGAAUGACGUCUGCCCGGUCUGCAUCACCUUCACCACCAGCAUCUGUGCCGGCUACUGUCCUAGCAUGGUACGAGUGCUGCCAGCUGCCCUGGCGCCUGUGCCCCAGCCCGUGUGCACCUACCGUGAGCUACACUUCGCAUCUGUCCGCCUCCCUGGCUGCCCGCCGGGGGUGGACCCCAUGGUCUCCUUCCCUGUGGCCCUCAGUUGCCGCUGCGGGCCCUGCCGUCUCAGUAGCUCUGACUGCGGAGGUCCCAGAGCUCAACCAUUGGCCUGUGACCUCCCCCGCCUCCCUGGCCUCCUCUUCCUCUGAGGCGCACCCCUAACGCCUCUAUCUCAAGGAGCUGGCAGGUGUUCCAACCGUCCCUCCAAUAAAGGCUUUACAACUGCA